AAUGCUUAUGUAUUUCUUUGUGAUCCGUGUCAGUCUUUGGCAGCUUCAGCUGUUCAAAGAAUUUUCUUUGACGUUACUUGAUUUCGAUGUUUCAUAGAUUCCUUCAUAUUUUAUUCGAUGAGUCAUUUUUUUCUCUAAGGAAAUAACGAAGCUCUUCAUCAUGGUGCUAAACGAAGUUGGCAAAUUCCUUCUCGAAUUGGAGAAAGCCGAAUUAGAGGUUAGCGCAAUUGUGUGUCCAAUUUAUUAAUAGGCACCUGCUGGAGUUGCGUCGGCACAAACUUAUGCUCAACUAUUGGCUAUGUAUCUUUACCAGAAUGAUUUAUGCAACGCAAAGUGCUUGUGGAAACGAAUACCGUCGAAUCUGAAGGAUGCUAAUUCGGAAUUGGGCCGAAUAUGGGCGGUAGGGAAACACAUGUGGCAACGGGACUGGCCCGCGGUGCACGUAGCUCUCAACGCGGAUUGGAGCGAGGACGUUUCCGGGAUCAUGACUGCUCUGAAAGAUAGCGUUCGCGAGCAAGCGAUGACGCUGAUAUCCAAGGCUUACUCGUCGUUAGGUUUGACGGUGCUCGCAGCGAUGACGGGUCUUGCAUUGGAAGAGGCUCAACAGGCGGCGAUGGAAAGGGGCUGGAGCAUAGACGGGUCGAUGGUCCAACCGGUUAAAAUCGACAAGGAACAAUGCAUCUUUACCAACGAGAUCUGCCUGACGGAGGAUCAACUGAAAAAGCUCACGCAAUUUGUCUCCUUCUUGGAGAAUUAACCAAGUGCCGAACUAACGUGAAAGAGAGAGAAUCGAUCCUUUCGGUACUUUAAAGCCUUUAGCUUUUACAGCGUAAUCGUAUUACAUAAACGAGGAAGUGCGCGUCAAAGGAACACAACGCGUCAAAAUAUCUCCGUACCUUCAUCCUUUAGAAAUAUUAUGUCACCGUAUCUACCCACGCUGUCGAUGUUCGUUCGAUCGGAAGAACGUGCACGGUGUCGAACGUGCGAAGAAGCUCUUUGAGUUCGAUCACGAUCGAUCGACCAUCGUCCACGAUAGUGACACUUUUUUUGUGCGAAAUCGACUCUCGAGUGUUUUUUCUUUCCUUUUAUUUUCUUUUUCUUUCUUGUUUUUCCUUUUUUCCCUUUAUUCUUUUCUCCUCCUUUCCCGUCGAAAGAAAGAGCAAUAAAAGUAUCGCGAAACGUAAAUAUACCCAAUUCCUCUCUA
This is a messenger RNA of Vespa mandarinia (Asian giant hornet), 1204 nucleotides long. It is a transcript of the gene CSN8, whose product is annotated as COP9 signalosome subunit 8. NCBI's taxonomy places the organism in Eukaryota, Metazoa, Arthropoda, Insecta, Hymenoptera, Vespidae. Gene Ontology annotation, cellular component: COP9 signalosome. The record is from RefSeq and is a predicted model, not a curated record. Gene Ontology annotation, biological process: protein deneddylation; COP9 signalosome assembly.